CUAGUUGUACUAUUAUUUUUGCUUGGUGUUUGGUGUUUCUAACCACGAUGAUGAUGAAGUUGGGUUCAAUUUUCUGUUCGUUUCUCUUCUUUUUCUUUGUUUACUUUUAUUUUCUAAGAAACACAGAGUUCAAAAAACCUAAGAAUAAAAAGCGAAACAUAGGGUAUAUUCCGGAUGAUUUGGUAGUGAACAUACUCUCAAAGGUUCCAUUGGCAUCUCUAGCAAGAUUUCGAUCGGUAUCCAAAGGAUGGAAUGCUCUGAUCAAAGGUGUGAUCAGAUUCGAGAAAUCGUCUCAGAUCAUGUUGAUUGAUUCUAGGGUUUAUUUAGUAAGCAUUGAUUUCCUUGGGGCUCAAGACAACAUUGUAAACAUAAAAAGUCAGUUUAGCCUCAAAGAACCCCUUUCUAACUCUUCCAAAGAAGUCGAUAUACGUGAGGUUUUUCACUGCGAAGGCUUGUUGUUAUGUACCACUGAAGACGAUAGACUAGUGGUUUGGAAUCCAUGCUUAGGUGAAACCCGUUGGAUCAAACCAAGAAGUUCCAAUAAUUUGACACGGUCGACACGUGAUAUCUACGCUCUCGGUAAAUCCUCAUGCAACAAGUACAAAAUCUUGAGGAUUGCUCUAUAUGCACAUGGACGUGCACAUAUGACGCCACACCUAUACGAAAUCUAUGACUUCACUUCUAACUCGUGGAGGGUUGUUGACCAGACUAGAGACUGGUUCAUGCCAAGGUUAGGGCGUAGCGGCACGUAUGUGGAUGGAAAUACGUACUGGCUUGCUUUUAGUUAUACUAAUGAACAGCCUUGGACGGAUAUCUUACUGAGAUUCGAUUUUUCAAAAGAGAGAUUCACAAGUAUGUAUAUUCCUUCUUCUGGCAGAAAUUUUGCUUUGUCUGUGACUAGAGAAGCGCAAAAGCUUUGUAUGUUAGCUUCUCGUGCCGACCAUAUAGAUGUAUGGAUAGCAACCAAGAUUGAUAGUACCGGCUCCAUGUCAUGGAGCAAGUUCCUAACAUUGAAACGAGUCUAUAACGACCAGAAUCGGGAGUUUAUAACUGGGAUGAAUUUCUUGGCAGACGAGGAGAAUAAAGUUAUAGUGUGCCCCGGUGAAUCUAUGGUAUCUGACAGGUUCUUACACAUUGUGGGAGAGGAUAAAUACAUACAGGUGGACCAUCAUGAGGCAGGUUCUAGAUGCUCACUUCUCCCUAGCUAUGUUCUCCUUCAAAUGCAACAAGGUUCUUUGGGGUAGGUGCAAGGAAAGCACCAAUCACAUGUCUUGUAAUUGUAAAACUAGGUUUACUUAUGCAUUAUCUAUCCAACUUCAUGAUAUUUUAUAAAAAAUGAAAGUACUUUUUGCUACUUUUAUAUGUUGGAAUUUUUUUUAUUUGAGUUAAUUAGUAUAUCUUCCUUACAUAAAGAAUACAGUAAGUCAGGAUAAUGAGAGUAGGUAAAAUCAUACAAAAGUAAAUAACAAGAUCAUUCAUCUCUCUUCUUCCCAGUCUUGUACUCCAAAUGUUGAUCCUUCCUAUAAUCAAAAGAAAUAAUUCAAAGGGUUAAAAGCCAUGAAUAUCUGGACCUGCUUCGUAACUUAUCUCUAUUAGCUAAGCAUGUUACAGUUAUAUAUGUCACUUGCUAUAAUGUAAUAUGCCAAGUUCAGAACAUGUUGAGAAAAAAAGUAUAUCAAGUCUGUUCAUCACUCCAUAAUAAAAGGGACAAUGUUAACAGGAUAAACACGAAUCAUCAUCUAAUAAGCAUGUAUGAAACCAUACAAAGCGCAUAAGAGAGCGCAAAUAAAAUCAAUUUCAAAUGCAAUAUAAAGAUCAAUCAUUAGUACAUACAAUUCUUUAGAGACUUGCAGCAACAGUAGCAUAAGAUGAAAACAGUAGAUGCUUCUGCCUUUUAGUUGAUACUAGCAAGAGUAGUAUAUUAAAUGAAGUGAAAGGCACACAGUAUUGUUAUAAGCUCACCACACAAGCAUUGAACAGUCUCUGUGGGAUCGCAUUGGAUAAAGUAAGUGGCUUUCAUGCGCUUCACACGGAGCAAACAAGAUCAAACGCAGACUAAUCAGUCUUGCAACCAAGGCCAAACCUCUCACAUUUCCCAGUUAAAUAACACAUAACGACCGAACAAAGAUGACUGCGCUAAAGUUGGCUUUUUCUUCUCACACUCUAGCUGAACAUUGAACUAAAGGCAAGAACCAAAGACUUGUUCGGCUUCAGGUUUAGGACUAUCGUCGGUUAAGCUUUAUUUAAACCGGCUGAAAGAGAGAGAGUGUUUUCAUUUGUCUUGUAUUACUCUUUUAAAAGUCCCACAUCGCUAACAAUACAAGAGUGGAAGGCAUGAGGAGUAGUAUAAAAGAAGAGGCCAUGAAACUGAGCAAUUCAUACCUUUCUCGGCCUUUUGGCUAAGAUCAAGUGUAGUAUCUGUUCUUAUCAGUUUAAUAUCUGAUAUGUGGUCUAUCGGGUCACACGAUAUUAACUCUAUUUUUUAAGGGAAGAUGCCCAUCAAGAUAGCUUGCUAUCUGGGUCUCUAUGAGUCGUCCAUGCGUUGCACUAUUGCAUGGGCUUGGCUUAUCCCGCCAAA
Molecule: messenger RNA, 2578 nt
Organism: Brassica napus (rape)
Lineage: Eukaryota; Viridiplantae; Streptophyta; Magnoliopsida; Brassicales; Brassicaceae
Product: putative F-box protein At4g10190
Exons: 1
Coding region: 48-1244 (398 amino acids)
Molecular function (GO): protein binding
Source: RefSeq, a predicted model, not a curated record